Colletotrichum abscissum is the source of this 1033-nucleotide messenger RNA. RefSeq lists its product as uncharacterized. The annotation marks the transcript as partial. The transcript has 2 exons. The record is from RefSeq and is a predicted model, not a curated record. Lineage: Eukaryota; Fungi; Ascomycota; Sordariomycetes; Glomerellales; Glomerellaceae.
AUGUCUACACCUCCCUCCGCGGGUCUCACACCCAAGACCCCCAAGCGAAGCUCUCCUCCGGCUUUGAAGCCUCAUCACGAAGAGGAAAACAUCCAGCCUUCCAUCGAGUCAGCUGCCUCGGGUCUCCCUGCCUUCAAGCAGAAGCAAACCAUUGCAACUCUUGCUACGUCCAAACUUGCCAAUCAGAAUGUUCUCAAGGUUGGUUCUUCCUCCCGCAAUCUGCCGCUUCGCUCACAGCGGCGACAGAAGAAGACCAAUCAGGACACGAUUGCUGGCACGAACCCUAUGGAUAUGCUCCUUGCCAAGCUGUCUGAGCAGCAAGCUGCCCUCGAUCAACAGAACGAGGCUUUGAAGAACUCUGAUGAGAACAGCUUGUACUCCCGUCACUUCGACAAGGCUUCUUCGACGACGAACUCGGUCCCUAUCACUCCUGCCACGGACUCGUUCCCCACGACUGCGCCCACGAGUCGCCCAACCAGUGCCGCUCUAAAGGAGACUAACGGCAACGUGGACGAGCUCCUUCGACUGAAGAUGGAGCUUGCCCGAGCGCAGAACAAAAUCUCUCGCCUUGAUCACGAACUGGCCCAGUCGCGCUCGGUCAAGCAAGAAGAAGACAUCGCUCCGGCUCCGCCUGCGGCUCGUUCGGGGGCAUUCGGAGCUGAGAACGCCUGGCCUACCGACGACAACUCCUCGGAUAUCGGCGCCCCUUUCAUCAACAGCUACAGUCGUCCCCGCCAUUGGAGCAACAAUAGAGCUCCUCUCUCCUUUGAUGCGGCUGCUCCUAUUUCCGACUCUGGUGGUGACUGGUAUGGUGGCGGACGUGGCGGCUUCAACCAGGGCUAUAUGGGUCCCGCUGGUCCGUACUCUAUGGCGGAUGGUUUUCGCAAUGAUCGUAUGAGCCAUGAACCCGAGAUGUACUCUCGGCCCCCUAGCAGUCGCCGAAACAACCGGUUCGACAACAGCCGCUGGCCGUCUCCUCAGCCAUACGGAGGAACCAACUUUGGACAUAACUAUGGCGGCUUCACUCCCUCUC